Molecule: messenger RNA, 1680 nt
Organism: [Torrubiella] hemipterigena
Lineage: Eukaryota; Fungi; Ascomycota; Sordariomycetes; Hypocreales; Clavicipitaceae
Source: the annotation of a GenBank genome assembly
AUGACUUCUCCUACUACUUCCACUAUGCCUCCACCUACAACAACGUCCAACGGUAGCACUCCUACCGACAUUGAAAAGACUAGCCAAAGCGAUAAAUCUGCAGACAAUACUACUCAAAGCGAAGAUGGAUUUCAAUAUCCGUCAGCAAAGUCUGCCAAUGCGGUCAUCCUAGCCCUAUGCAUUGUCAUCUUCCUCUCCGCCUUGGAUCGAUUAAUCGUGGCCACGGCCAUUCCUCAAAUGACCAAUGAAUUCCACUCCCUAGAUGAUAUUGGCUGGUACGGCUCUGCCUUCCUCCUCACAUCUUGCUGUCUUCUCCUGCUCGCCGGCCGCAUCUACACCUACUACUCACCCAAGAUGGUCUUCCUCAUUGUUAUCGUCAUUUUCGAGAUUGGAUCUCUCAUCUGCGCAACUGCUCCGAAUUCCACAGUCUUCAUUGUCGGACGUGCUAUUGCCGGCAUCGGUGGUGCUGGUGUCAUGAACGGCGCCGUCACGCUUCUCUCGUGUACCGUACCGUUGGCUAAGCGCGCCAAGUAUCAGGGCAUGUUUGGUGCAGCAUUCGGCCUUGCCAGUGUAGUUGGACCGUUACUCGGCGGUGUCUUUACUACAAAAGUUACUUGGAGAUGGUGCUUCUACAUCAAUCUCCCCAUUGGUGCUGUCGCGAUUGCCGUCAUUGCCGUGGCUAUGAAGGCUAUGCCAGGCGAGAAUAAGGGAAUGCCGCUGAAGCAAAAGUUUCUCCAGCUGGAUCCCCUCGGCGCACUCCUCAUCAUCCCGUCGUUGAUCUGUCUGCUUCUUGCGCUGCAAUGGGGCGGCGCAAAGUAUGACUGGACCAGCGGCCGUGUGAUUGCACUCCUCGUCGUCUUUGCCGUUUUAUUUGUCGCAUUCUGCCUGGUCCAGGUCUUUAUGCGCGAGAACGCAACCAUUCCCCUCCACAUCAUCAAGAACCGCAGCAUUCUUGCUGCGCAGCUGUACGUCUUCUGUCUCAACGGCUCCUUCAACGUCGUCGUCUUUUACGUUCCUCUCUGGUUCCAAGUCAUUCAAAACGUCAACGCCAUCGACUCUGGCAUCCGAACAUUCCCUCUAAUCUUGAGCAUGGUUGUCGGUAUCAUUGCGUCUGGUGUUUUGACUGGCAAGAUUGGCUACUACACCCCCCUCGCCUAUGCGGCUUCUAUCAUUGCUCCCAUCGGUAUAGGACUAAUGGCCACAUGGAAACCAGACACUUCCAAAGGCAUGUGGAUUGGCUAUCAGAUUGUCGUUGGUUUUGGCAACGGUAUCGGUUUCUCCCAAGCCAACAUGGCCGCCCAGACUGUCCUGAGGCGACGUGACGUACCAACCGGAGCCUCCAUUGUCCAAUUCUGCCAGCUUCUCGGCGGAACCGUCUUCAUUGCCGUCGGUCAGAACCUGUUGACUUCCAGUCUUGCCGCGGGCCUUGCGCCGCUCGUACCCGGGCUUGACGCGCGGACGGUUGGCAACCUCGGAGCGGUUGAGCUGCGCAACCUUGUUGUACCGGACCAGCUAGAUGCCCUCCUAAACGUGUAUAAUGACGCCAUCCGCCAAAUCUUCCUCAUGGCGGCCGGAUUGGCGUCGGCGGCCGGGUUGGGGGCCUUAGGGCUGGAGUGGAAGAAUGUGAACAAGGCGGAAAAGGAGCACGGCGAGACAAAGGCGCCGCAGGAGGGUGUCUGA